Molecule: messenger RNA, 1730 nt
Organism: Lates calcarifer (barramundi perch)
Lineage: Eukaryota; Metazoa; Chordata; Actinopteri; Centropomidae
Gene: ch25hl1.1
Product: cholesterol 25-hydroxylase like 1, tandem duplicate 1
Exons: 1
Coding region: 632-1465 (277 amino acids)
Biological process (GO): cholesterol metabolic process; sterol biosynthetic process
Molecular function (GO): steroid hydroxylase activity; iron ion binding; C-4 methylsterol oxidase activity
Source: RefSeq, a predicted model, not a curated record
AUAGACACAGUGAGUAAAGAAGAAACACGUGCAGGUAAUUUGAUCAGAUGGCACAGUGUGUUGAAAGAUAACAUGAUAAUUUCAUCUGACUGUCCGGGAUUAUCCCAUAGUAGGGUAAUGGACAGUACAAAAAAGAGGUACAUACUGCACUAAGUGCAGCACAGGGUAUCCAAAGCCACCUCUUGCAUACCAUGUGACCAGUUGCAUUAACACCCAAUUAAGUGGUUGUGUGUGGUGUAAUUUUAAGAUGAUAAAAAAUUUCUGUCUGUCAGCAAUUCACAUUAGAAAGCUGAAAAUUUUGGAGAAUUGGAGCCAUGUUUCACUUUUACAAAAAUAUUUUUGUUCUUCCUUCCUUCCACACCUUAAAGAUGUUUGACCCUGUACUGGGUGAUGAAGUGAGUCUAAAGCUUAUCAAUAUGUUGUGUCUACAGCAUGUUCUUGAAUGCUUCUGUUAAUCUUCUUGUGGAGGUCUGUUUGUCGACAUUGAGCUGCUGAGGGGGGAAAAAAAAGCUCCUGGUCUGUUCCGAUUGAGAGCAAAGUCUCUUCUGUUGAACUCCACUAUAUAAAGGCAGAACUUUGUCUUGGUUGUGAGACACAGCAGCAGCAGCAGUUUUCACUGUACCACAGCGAGAUGUUGAACAUCACUGAGUUUCCCCUGCAGCUCCUGCCCUCCAGGGCCUCGGACCGUCUGCUGCAGCCUCUCUGGGAUUAUUUGCUUUUUCACCACCGGCCUCUCAUAUCAUCACCUUUUUUCCCAGUCCUACUUGCUUUUUCCAGCUAUUUCCUCUUGAGUAUACCUUUUGCCGUGCUGGAUCUCUUGGGAGAAAAAGUGCCUUUCUUUUAUCAGUACAAGAUCCAACCAGACAAGCAGCCAACACUGAGAAUGAUGGCUAAGAGCUUCUUUACAGCGCUGUACAACCACAUCUUCUUUGUUCUCCCAGCUGUAAUAAUUGGCAUGUUCAUAUUUCCUGCACCAGCACUGCCACCAGAGGCUCCCACUCUCUAUGAGGUAUUUGUGGAUGGACUGGGAACACUUCUCCUCUUUGACACUCAGUAUUUCAUCUGGCACUUCAUACAUCACAAGAAUCCACAGCUUUACAGGUGGAUCCACGCAAUCCACCACGAAUACCUGGCGCCUUUCUCGUGGUCGACCGAGCAGCUCAGCAUCCCAGAGCUGAUGACUGUGGGACUCUGGAGCAACCAGGACCCUAUUCUUUUGAAGUGUCACCCGCUGACCACUUGGAGCAUGACGGUUUUCAGCAUCUGGAUGUCGGUGGAGGACCACAUAGGCUACGACCUGCCGUGGACCCUAAACCACCUGGUGCCCUUCGGUCUGCUGGGCGGCGCGCCGGCUCACGACAUGCACCACCAGAAGCCGAGCAGUAACUACGCUCCUUUCUUCAGUCACUGGGACAUAAUCUUUGGCACCGCUGCCCCUCUGAAGAAAAAAACUAAGAGAAGAUGAUCAUAAUUGAAAGCAAUUCUGUAAAUACUGUAUGUUUAGUGCAUUUUUUUUGUCUUUGUAAAUUAUUGUCUAGCACAUUUUCACUUUCUUUCCAUUUGUGAAAUCAAUUUCCAUUAUCAUUCAUUAUUAUUAUCUUAAAUUACAGUUGUCUCCUCAAUUUUGUAGCACUUGCUGCCUCCUUGCUGCUCCUCCUGGUUUUCUUUAUGAGGGAGCUUUCUCAGUGAACUAACUUUGUAAAAUACAAUAUAAACAUUAUUGAAAACUG